GCUCCCUGCCAGAACGGCGCUCGGCGCGGCGCGGCCCGGAGCGGCGGCGGCGCCUCUUCCUGCCUGCUAGCCCUCAGGAGUUGCUGGAUCUUUUUGACAGAAAAAAGCCGACAGGGGCCUCGAGGAGGACUCGCCACGAGCGGGCAGAGACGGUUCGGCCCCCUGCUGGCCCGGGCGGACCCCUCUCCCCCCGUCCAGGGGUCCGCUGCUCCCCCACUCCCCUCCUUUCCACCUCUUCUCGCUCUGCCUCUCUCGAUUUAUUUUUUCGAACGGUGUAGCCGCCAGAGGUGCGGUGCUAAAUUCUUGGAAGGGGCCCGGAUGUACUGAGGAUGCAUUACAAUUUCACAAAAGGAGGCAGUAGUGGAAAGGAGCAGUUUUUGGUGUUUGAUGCAAUAAUGGGAAUCAGGUAAUCCUCAGAAGGGAAGAAGAAAAUACUGCAGAUCCACGGCUUCCUUGAAUUUGCACGAAAGCCGCCGACCUCGGAGGAGGGAUUAAUCCAGACCCGCUUGGGGGUGUUUGGCCAUUUCUUCCUCUUUGUGGCUUCUUCUCCUUUUAAAACAAUUUUUGGUCAAUGGUCAAUGAGAACACGAGGAUGUACAUUCCAGAGGAAAACCACCAAGGUUCCAACUAUGGGAGCCCGCGUGCAGCUCACGCCAACAUGAAUGCCAAUGCGGCUGCGGGGCUCGCCCCCGAGCACAUCCCAACGCCCGGGGCAGCCUUGUCCUGGCAGGCAGCCAUCGACGCGGCCCGGCAGGCUAAGCUGAUGGGCAGCGCUGGCAAUGCAACCAUCUCCACCAUCAGCUCCACACAGCGGAAGCGGCAGCAAUAUGGGAAACCCAAGAAGCAGGGCAGCACGACUGCCACACGCCCGCCCCGUGCCCUGCUCUGCCUGACUCUGAAGAACCCCAUCAGGAGGGCGUGCAUCAGCAUCGUCGAAUGGAAACCAUUUGAAAUAAUUAUUUUACUGACUAUUUUUGCCAAUUGUGUGGCCUUAGCGAUCUAUAUUCCCUUUCCAGAAGAUGACUCCAAUGCCACCAAUUCCAACCUGGAACGAGUGGAAUAUCUCUUUCUCAUAAUUUUUACUGUGGAAGCAUUUUUAAAAGUAAUAGCCUAUGGACUUCUCUUUCACCCCAACGCUUACCUCCGCAAUGGCUGGAAUUUACUAGAUUUUAUAAUUGUGGUUGUAGGGCUUUUUAGUGCAAUUUUAGAACAAGCCACCAAAGCUGACGGGGCAAAUGCUCUAGGAGGUAAAGGAGCUGGAUUUGAUGUGAAGGCACUGAGGGCAUUCCGCGUGCUGCGCCCCUUGCGGCUGGUAUCUGGAGUCCCAAGUCUCCAAGUCGUUCUGAAUUCCAUUAUCAAGGCCAUGGUCCCCCUGCUGCAUAUUGCCCUGUUAGUGCUAUUUGUCAUCAUCAUCUACGCUAUCAUUGGCCUGGAGCUCUUCAUGGGAAAGAUGCAUAAGACCUGCUACAACCAGGAGGGCAUAGCAGAUGUUCCAGCAGAAGAUGAUCCUUCCCCUUGUGCUCUGGAGACUGGCCAUGGGCGGCAGUGCCAGAAUGGCACUGUGUGCAAGCCUGGCUGGGACGGGCCCAAGCACGGCAUCACCAACUUUGACAAUUUUGCCUUCGCCAUGUUGACAGUGUUCCAGUGCAUCACCAUGGAGGGCUGGACAGAUGUGCUAUACUGGGUCAAUGAUGCCGUAGGAAGGGACUGGCCCUGGAUCUAUUUUGUUACACUUAUCAUCAUAGGGUCAUUUUUUGUACUUAACUUGGUUCUCGGUGUUCUUAGCGGAGAGUUUUCCAAAGAGAGAGAGAAGGCCAAGGCUCGGGGAGACUUCCAGAAGCUGCGAGAGAAGCAGCAGCUGGAAGAGGACCUGAAGGGCUACCUGGACUGGAUCACCCAGGCAGAGGACAUCGACCCUGAGAACGAGGACGAAGGCAUGGAUGAGGAGAAGCCCCGAAACAUGAGCAUGCCCACAAGUGAGACCGAGUCUGUCAACACCGAAAACGUGGCUGGAGGUGACAUCGAGGGAGAGAACUGCGGGGCCAGGCUGGCCCAUCGGAUUUCCAAAUCAAAGUUCAGCCGCUACUGGCGUCGGUGGAAUCGGUUCUGCAGAAGAAAGUGUCGUGCUGCAGUCAAGUCUAAUGUCUUCUACUGGCUUGUGAUCUUCCUGGUGUUCCUCAACACACUCACCAUCGCCUCAGAACAUUACAACCAGCCCCACUGGCUCACGGAAGUCCAAGACACGGCCAACAAGGCACUACUGGCCCUUUUCACUGCGGAGAUGCUGCUAAAGAUGUACAGCCUGGGCCUGCAGGCCUACUUUGUGUCCCUCUUCAACCGCUUUGACUGCUUCAUCGUGUGUGGGGGCAUUCUGGAGACCAUCCUGGUGGAGACCAAGAUCAUGUCUCCCUUGGGCAUCUCUGUGCUGAGAUGUGUCCGGCUACUGCGGAUAUUUAAAAUCACAAGGUACUGGAACUCCUUAAGCAACCUGGUGGCAUCCUUGCUGAAUUCUGUGCGCUCCAUUGCCUCCCUGCUGCUACUCCUCUUCCUCUUCAUCAUCAUCUUCUCCCUCCUGGGGAUGCAGCUCUUUGGAGGAAAGUUCAACUUUGAUGAGAUGCAGACUCGGAGGAGCACAUUUGAUAACUUUCCUCAGUCCCUCCUCACCGUGUUUCAGAUCCUGACCGGGGAGGACUGGAAUUCGGUGAUGUAUGAUGGGAUCAUGGCUUAUGGCGGCCCCUCUUUUCCAGGGAUGUUAGUCUGUAUUUACUUCAUCAUCCUCUUCAUCUGUGGAAACUAUAUCCUACUGAAUGUGUUCUUGGCCAUUGCUGUGGACAACCUGGCUGAUGCUGAGAGCCUCACAUCUGCCCAAAAGGAGGAGGAAGAAGAGAAGGAGAGAAAGAAGCUGGCCAGGACUGCCAGCCCAGAGAAGAAGCAAGAGAUAAUGGAAAAGCCAGCUGUGGAGGAAACCAAGGAGGAGAAAAUUGAGCUGAAAUCCAUUACAGCUGAUGGAGAGUCCCCACCCACCACCAAGAUCAACAUGGAUGACCUCCAGCCCAAUGAAAAUGAAGAUAAGAGUCCCUACCCCAACCCAGAAAAUACAGGAGAAGACGAUGAAGAGGAGCCUGAGAUGCCUGUGGGCCCCCGCCCACGACCACUCUCUGAGCUGCACCUUAAGGAAAAGGCAGUGCCCAUGCCAGAAGCCAGUGCAUUUUUCAUCUUCAGCCCCAACAACAGAUUUCGCCUCCAGUGCCACCGCAUUGUCAAUGACACGAUCUUCACCAACCUGAUCCUCUUCUUCAUUCUGCUCAGCAGCAUUUCCCUGGCAGCUGAGGACCCUGUCCAGCACACCUCCUUCAGGAACCAUAUUCUGUUUUAUUUUGACAUUGUUUUCACUACCAUUUUCACCAUUGAAAUUGCUCUGAAGAUGACUGCUUAUGGGGCUUUCCUACACAAGGGCUCUUUCUGCCGGAACUACUUCAACAUCUUGGAUCUGCUGGUGGUCAGCGUGUCCCUCAUCUCCUUUGGCAUCCAGUCCAGUGCAAUUAAUGUGGUGAAGAUCUUGCGAGUUCUGCGAGUCCUCAGGCCCCUGAGGGCCAUCAACAGGGCCAAGGGGCUAAAGCACGUGGUCCAGUGCGUGUUUGUCGCCAUCCGAACCAUAGGGAAUAUCGUGAUUGUCACCACGCUGCUCCAGUUCAUGUUCGCCUGCAUCGGGGUCCAGCUUUUCAAGGGAAAGCUCUACACCUGUUCAGAUAGUUCCAAGCAGACCGAGGCGGAAUGCAAGGGUAACUACAUCACAUACAAGGAUGGGGAAGUUGACCACCCCAUCAUCCAGCCUCGCAGCUGGGAAAACAGCAAGUUUGACUUUGACAAUGUUCUGGCAGCCAUGAUGGCCCUCUUUACCGUCUCCACCUUUGAGGGGUGGCCAGAGCUGCUGUACCGCUCCAUCGACUCCCACACAGAAGACAAGGGCCCCAUCUACAACUACCGUGUGGAGAUCUCCAUCUUUUUCAUCAUCUACAUCAUCAUCAUUGCCUUCUUCAUGAUGAACAUCUUCGUGGGUUUUGUCAUCGUCACCUUCCAGGAGCAGGGGGAGCAGGAAUACAAGAACUGUGAACUGGACAAGAACCAGCGACAGUGUGUGGAAUAUGCCCUCAAGGCCCGGCCCCUGCGGAGGUACAUCCCCAAAAACCAGCACCAGUACAAAGUGUGGUACGUGGUCAACUCCACCUACUUUGAAUACCUGAUGUUCGUCCUCAUCCUGCUCAACACCAUCUGCUUGGCAAUGCAGCACUAUGGCCAGAGCUGCCUAUUCAAAAUCGCCAUGAACAUCCUCAACAUGCUCUUCACUGGCCUCUUCACUGUGGAGAUGAUUCUGAAGCUCAUUGCCUUCAAACCCAAGGGUUACUUUAGUGAUCCCUGGAAUGUUUUUGACUUCCUCAUCGUAAUUGGCAGCAUAAUUGACGUCAUUCUCAGUGAAACUAAUCACUAUUUCUGUGAUGCAUGGAAUACAUUUGACGCCUUGAUUGUUGUGGGUAGCAUUGUUGAUAUAGCAAUCACCGAGGUAAACCCAGCUGAACAUACCCAAUGCUCUCCCUUUAUGAACGCAGAGGAGAACUCCCGCAUCUCCAUCACCUUCUUCCGCCUCUUCCGGGUCAUGCGACUGGUCAAGCUGCUAAGCCGUGGGGAGGGCAUCCGGACCCUGCUGUGGACCUUCAUCAAGUCUUUCCAGGCUUUGCCCUAUGUGGCCCUUCUGAUAGUGAUGCUGUUCUUCAUCUACGCAGUGAUCGGGAUGCAGGUGUUUGGGAAAAUUGCCCUGAAUGACACCACAGAGAUCAACCGGAACAACAACUUUCAGACCUUCCCCCAAGCUGUGCUCCUUCUCUUCAGGUGUGCCACAGGGGAGGCAUGGCAAGACAUCAUGCUGGCCUGCAUGCCAGGGAAGAAGUGUGCCCCCGAGUCAGAGCCCAGCAACAGCACGGAAGGGGAAACGCCCUGUGGCAGCAGUUUUGCCGUCUUCUACUUCAUCAGCUUCUACAUGCUCUGUGCCUUCCUGAUCAUCAACCUCUUUGUAGCUGUCAUCAUGGACAACUUUGACUACCUGACAAGAGACUGGUCAAUCCUUGGUCCCCAUCAUCUGGAUGAAUUUAAAAGAAUCUGGGCAGAGUAUGAUCCUGAAGCUAAGGGUCGUAUCAAACACCUAGAUGUGGUGACCCUGCUCCGGCGGAUUCAGCCCCCACUGGGUUUUGGGAAGCUGUGCCCUCACCGCGUGGCUUGCAAACGCCUGGUCUCCAUGAACAUGCCUCUGAACAGUGAUGGGACUGUCAUGUUCAAUGCCACCCUGUUUGCCCUAGUCCGGACAGCCCUGCGGAUCAAAACAGAAGGGAACCUAGAGCAAGCCAAUGAGGAGCUGCGGGCCAUAAUCAAGAAGAUCUGGAAGCGUACCAGCAUGAAGCUGCUAGACCAAGUGGUGCCCCCUGCAGGUGACGAUGAGGUCACCGUUGGCAAGUUUUAUGCUACUUUCCUGAUCCAAGAGUACUUCCGGAAAUUCAAGAAGCGCAAAGAGCAGGGCCUUGUGGGCAAGCCUUCCCAAAGGAACGCCCUGUCCUUGCAGGCUGGCUUGCGCACGCUGCAUGACAUUGGGCCUGAGAUCCGACGGGCCAUCUCUGGAGAUCUGACAGCUGAGGAGGAGCUGGACAAGGCCAUGAAGGAGGCUGUGUCUGCUGCCUCCGAAGAUGACAUCUUCAGGAGGGCCGGUGGCCUGUUCGGCAACCACGUCAGCUACUACCAAAGCGACGGCCGGAGCGCCUUCCCCCAGACCUUCACCACCCAGCGCCCACUGCACAUCAACAAGGCGGGUAACAGCCAAGGCGACACCGAGUCGCCAUCCCACGAGAAACUGGUGGACUCCACCUUCACCCCCAGCAGCUACUCGUCCACUGGCUCCAACGCCAACAUCAACAAUGCCAACAACACUGCCCUGGGCCGCUUCCCCCGUCCCGCUGGCUACCCCAGCGCAGUCAGCACCGUGGAGGGCCAUGGGCCCCCCUUGUCUCCUGCUGUCCGGGUACAGGAGGCAGCAUGGAAGCUCAGCUCCAAGAGGUGCCACUCCCGGGAGAGCCAGAUAGCCAUGGUGUGUCAGGAAGAGGUCUCUCAGGACGAGACCUAUGACGUGAAGAUAAGUGAAGACACUGAGUACUGCAGCGAGCCCAGCCUGAUCUCCACAGAGAUGCUCUCCUAUCAGGAUGAUGAAAAUCGGCAAUUAACACCACCGGAGGAGGACAAGAGAGAUAUCCGGCAAUCUCCAAAGAGGGGCUUCCUCCGCUCUGCCUCACUAGGUCGAAGGGCCUCCUUCCACCUGGAAUGUCUGAAGCGACAGAAGAAUCAAGGGGGAGACAUCUCUCAGAAGACAGUCCUGCCCUUGCAUCUGGUUCAUCAUCAGGCAUUGGCGGUGGCAGGCCUGAGCCCCCUCCUCCAGAGAAGCCAUUCCCCCAGCACAUCCCCCAGGCCCUGUGCCACCCCACCAGCCACUCCAGGCAGCCGAGGCUGGCCCCCACAGCCUAUCCCCACCCUGCGGCUGGAGGGUGCCGAAUCCAACGAGAAACUCAACAGCAGCUUCCCGUCCAUCCACUGCAGCUCCUGGUCUGGGGAGCCCACACCCUGUGGUGGAGGUGGCAGCACCAUCCGGAGAGCCCGGCCAGUGUCCCUCACUGUGCCCGGCCAGGCUGGGGCCCAGGGCAGGCAGUUCCACGGCAGUGCCAGCAGCCUGGUAGAAGCGGUCUUGAUUUCAGAAGGACUGGGGCAGUUUGCUCAAGAUCCCAAGUUUAUUGAGGUCACAACCCAGGAGCUGGCUGACGCCUGUGACAUGACCAUAGAGGAGAUGGAGAACGCCGCAGACAACAUCCUCAGUGGGGGCGCCCAGCAGAGCCCCAAUGGCACCCUACUACCUUUCGUUAACUGCAGGGACCCAGGGCAGGACAGAGCAGAGGGCCAAGAGGGCGAGACCUGCGCGCCCACCCUGGCGUGUCGGAAGAGCGAGGAAGAGCUCCAGGACAGCAGAGCCCACCUCGGCAGCCUGUAGUAGCUAGGGCUGGGGAGACGCUGGGUUUUUUAUUUGUUUCAAUGUUCCUAAUGGGUUCGUUUCAGAAGUGCCUCACUGUUCUCGUGACCUGGAGUUAACCGGAACAGCGUCUUCAUUCAUUUCGUUGGGACAAGACGCAGAGUUGGGUGGUGGUGGAGAGCCAGUUUUUCGGGGGGCAUGGAAGGCAGCAAUCCCAGUUUGUGUUGUGUGCACAGAGGUAGAGUGGUGAGGAGGAGUGGAAGAAUCAGGGAGGGAGAGCAAGAGAAGAGACGUCUGCCCUCGCCUCCGGGCAUGAAAGAGAACCUCAGCUUCCUGUGGUAGCCCUCACCAAAAGGACCCUAUGUCAAACGGGUGUCAACUUUGCUUGUAAAAAAAAAAAAAAAAAAAAAAUCAUUUUGCACAUAUUCUGUAUGAGCCUCACUGUCUCCAUAGAGCCAGGGCCCUGUGGAUUUGCAGAAGGAAGCAGGGGUAGGACUUCAGCGAGGACCCAGCCCCAUCCCAGAGAGGGAGGAGGAACAGCAAGAGGCUGCAGGAGCUCAGGAACCCGGAGCAGCUGGUGGGGGGGGCGCGUGGCAGCCUCACAGCCAAGGCCCCGGCCACGCCCACUCGUCUGCGUCAGGCUCACCUAGCCUGCCCUGGGCUCCCAGCUCCAGAAUGGCGGCUGGGCCUGCGUUGGCGGGGAGGGGCAGCUGGCGCUGCCUGCCAGGGAAGGGGCAGCCAGUUCUUGACGCGACGAGGUGGUGCUGAGCUUCUGUUGAGCGCUCUUUUGUUUUGUGAUUUGACAUAUUUCUUGACAGCAUGUUGCAGUUUUCGUUUUUUUGGUUUUUAUUUUCAUUUUGUUUUCCCAGGGGGAGGGGAGGAAGAAGUGUUUACAAAGCUUUGUAGCCACCCACCUUACUGUUUUCACUUUUGCAAAUGUAAAUCGGGUUUGGUUUUACUGUAUUAUUUAAACGAUUGUGGUUUUCUUUUUCUACGGUGGGUUCUGUGGAGCCGCUGUAGUCCGAGUUUUACCAGCCAUUGUGUAUGCGCAAUAAUUUGUUAUAAUUUCCGUAGGUAGUAACAACAAUUUUUUGGGUUUGGUUUUAUAAUUUAAAGUAAUGCACUUGAUGUGGUCUUGCACAUAUGGGUGAUUGAGUUGGGUUCUUUUUAAUGCUGGGUGUAUCCGUGGGUGCCAGAGAGCGGAAGCACGGAUGAGAGAGUCUCUGUGAGUGUGUGUGCUACGUGUGUGUGUGUGUGUGUGUGUGUGUAGUGGGUUGUCUGGGCACAUGUCCUACGUGUGUAUGUGCACCCAUGCAGUGCGCCCAUGCGUGAAUGAGUGUGUCGCUCCCCCUUUCUGGUCUAACUGUGGGGAGAUCUGAAUCUGGGGCCAUUUGAAAGCAAAAACAAACCACUGUCUCUGCUUCUGAAACGGGAAUCAGUAACUCUUUGCAUUUUCUGUCCCACAAGAUAUGCAAAAACAAUGCAAUAAUAUUCAUUUUAAAAAUACAAUUGUGAGUUGUGUUGGCAUUAAAGCUGUAUUUAAAAAAAACAGAGAAAUUUAAGGGAAAAACUCAAGAAGGCGUUUUGCUUCGAUAUAUUCCGUGUAAUGUUUUAUUGCAUUGAUAAUGUUUCUGUUGAAGAAACUGUUAUACUUGAAUUCAGGUCAGUUUCAGUAUUUUACAAAUAUUUUUUUAAAACUGAAUUGCAAUUGUGCCAAGCGAAUAUAAUGAAUUGAAUUAAGUUUGUUUUUGAAUUCACUUCUUGUAUAUUUUGCUGCAUGUAAGUAAAUCAUUUUGUAUUUGAAGUGUGACAAGCUUUACCCUCGAACUCUGAAGUGCUUUUCUAUAUGUGGUUGGGGGAAAGGGAACGAAUAUUCUUUUAAUUUUUACAAUGAGCAAAGGUAUCACCAGUGUAAAUCAUUACCCCGCGAUCCACAAACAGGUUUGGACAUUACUGUUUUGCAUAUCUUGUGUUUGCUUCCAUUUCCCUCAAUUUUUCCAAAACUAUAUAAGUAUAUUCGUACUACAUCUUGCUUUGAGAGACCAGGACAUGUCUUAUUCCUGUCUUCGUUCUAUCCACUCUGCUCCAGUUCUCUGAUUUGGACUUUCUCUAGGGACACUCCUUCACCAUGAGGGGACAGCACCAGGCUGGCAUCAACGUCCCCCAUGGGAGAAGUGGCUGGCUUUUCUGUUCACUUUCACCGCACAAACUUUCCUCAGUGGUUUCCUCAGGAAAGUGUACACUGACUUGAAAGGAUGGAACUAGAGUCGGGCUGGUUGGAGGGAAGGGAGUCCUCCCCCUGGCAACUGCUCUACCCAAACUCAGACGGCAGGGGCCAGAGAACAGCAACCAGGUAAAAAUCUUUGUCCAUCCAAACGUCAGCUCUGUCUUAUUCACUUCAUCUCUUCCUCUCUGGAGCAGGAUUUCUUCCAGACCCACCCUCGUGUGUGUGGCAGCCAUGGAAAGGACCAGGACUGGGGAGGACGUGUCAGGAGUUCACAGUGAUAGUGGAACCAGAGACUUUGUGGGAGCAUCUCUUAUGCCCGUUUGUGUCUACCUAGAACAUCAUCCUAUUGGUGCUCUUUCCUUCAAAUAGAGUUCAACAAUGAUGGUUGAAAAGGAAGUGAUUUGGGGAAAACAGGACCCAACCAUUCAUCCAGGAUUUACUCAUUGAAUGUCUUCUGGUCCCAGUGUGCUCUCAGCCCUUAUAUGAGCAGCCUAGAAAUUAAAGUUGGAGAAAGUCCACUACCCCAAUGAAGAUGAAUUUCACUUUCAAGGACUGAUUCAUGAAAAAGUGGAGAAAUGUGCCACAUACUCCCAGGUUAACUUACUGUCUAGAAGCAGGAAGGUUUCUUCCUGUUUCUCCAAGCCCAACCCAUCCAAACAUUUUUGGUUUGUUUUCAGUGCUGUGAAGGCCUUCUAGAAAUUAGUUAGGUGUCAUCCUUUGUCUAGUUUCCCAAGAUGUCUGCCACUGUGCUGCUAAGAUUUUAAUUAUGAUGGAGAGGGGAGCCCUUUUGGAUUAAUACCUGGUUCUUGCUGUACAUUUGGUCCCUGGAUAGAAAUUUGGAAUCUUAAUUAACUACAUGCACACAAACACACACACAACAUACACACUCAGACUUCCUGCUGCUUUUUUCCUUUUAGACUUCUUCUGCAUCACCAAAUCUCAUUAGCCGGCUGCAGGCCGGGCUCAUGCCAGCUACCCCCAGGGCCGUACCUAAGUAUGCCCCUUACCCUUCACCACUCAUGCCUACAAGUUCCCUUCUUCUUUAUAGUCAUCUCUGUCAGAAGACCAGCUAGCCUUGCACCCUAUAGGGACAAUGUCAGCAGUGACAAGGGCAUCUGGCCCUAUGCCUCUAUGAAGGAAAGGAGUUUCAUAUGGGAGUUCCCUGUCUAGAGCCAUGAGUCUUUCUGGCAUGACCUCAUGGUCAAUUGGUAAAGGGCUGACAUAAGAUACUUGUCAUCAUGACAGACUGGUUAAAUCAGUCAUGAAAUCCUGAACCUCGUCCAUUAGAUGUUUACCCUCCACCUAGAGUAGAGCUUACCCCAUGACCUUGUAAAACAUAACUGUCAAAUCUUCUGAGAACCCUUAAGUGGCAGGAGAAAUCUGCUAAUGGCUGAGGACCAACAGGACUUGAAGAAGUGCAAUGUAAGUUCUGGGGGCGGUGAACGCGAUUUUUAUUUGUCCUCUGAAUGGCCCAGACUCUUUUAUUUCCACACUUUGGCUUUUUAGUAGUCAUGUGUGUGAUUUUCAGUUGUCUCCUUUCUGUCUGUUUCUAGAAAGUUCUUUUUGGUCUUGAGCAGAAAGAGAAGAAUAUUUUCCUAGAUUUUGGCUUGAUCCAUGAAUUUUUCUCUGCUUUGCUUCACAGGCAAUUAGUUAUAGUCCCUCCCCUCACCUUCUAAGUCUGACAGGCUGCCCUCUGACUGGGAGGUCCAAGGACAAAGGAACAAGGCUUCCUUACUCUGUCUUUAUCCUAUGACGCUGCUUCCAAAUCUCAGGGGCUUGUCUGGAGAGAAGCUAUCAUUUUCUCACAGCCAUUUUCCUUCCAGAACUUUUCCUGAUCAUUCACUUAAAGAUAAUAAGGCAACCACAGGAGAAGUGUACCUUUCAAUGCCUAAGUAAUAUCUUUCUGAGAAAUAAGAACACCCUGAAAAUGAAGAGUUUGGAAGGUAUCAAAAGGGUUUCAUAGAAGCCCGUUGAUAUAUGCCCAUCAUUCCUAAAUGUCAAGAUAUGUAGCAAGAACCUAGUUCAGGCAUACAAAAUAACCCUGGUAGUCAGGUUUUUAGCCUCAUCAAAGUACAAUUAUAAAUGUUGCUAAGGAGGAUGAAAGCAUCUCAAUCCUGAGGGACCUAGAAAAAAAAAUGAAGUAUCAUUGUCUAAGAGUUAGAAACUAUUUAACAAAGAGACCAGAAAAGGGCAAUCUGGUUUCGAGAAGACUCAUUUAAGCCCCAAGUUAGUAAAAAAAAAUAAUAAAAUAAAAAUAAACAAAAAAAAAUAAACAAAAAAAGACAUGGCUCUGGUCAGGGGAAAGUAUUGGCACAGAGAGAACAGGAAGGGAAAUGGGCCAAAACAAAGGGUAUGUCUUGACUCUUUAUGCAUCUGUCCCCAUUUUAUGGAAAGAAGUGUCCAGUUCAACCACCCACAAUGGCAAGAACAGGGGAGAGGCUGAUGCCUCAAGGAUCAACUUUAGAAAAAGAGAAAACUAAAGUUUCCAUCUGGCAUUGUUUUCCCAAACUAUUUGGCUAGAUGUGGGGUAUCUGCCACACUAUCUUUCCUCUCUGCUGGUGUCCCUCCCCUUGUAUUAGCCAGUAUGCCACCUGAAACUGACUCUAGUCAGUUGGAAGGUAUGAAGGGAGGCCUAAUGUCACUCACGACGAAGCUCCUGGUCACCACAUCCAGGUUCCCCAUCAGCUCCCUCUGAGGAGACACAAGGAAAAGAGACAAGGGAACGAAGUGUCCUACAACUGUCAGGGAGAGAGAGGGCCUCUUUUCCAUUCCCCAAGCCAUUCUCUCUAUUCCAGCUUCCUGCCCAACCCCCCUUUUUCCUUCUCCCCACCCCCCAGUCUAGUCAACAGAAGAGUUGAGAGGAGUCCAAUGUGCAGAUUCUUACAUAGUUUCUUUGUGAAACUAGUUCUGGUUUUAACUUUAUUUUUUUUUAUUUCAAAGCAAUGAAACUUUGCUUUGAAGCCAGAUACCAAUAGAACAGGUGGUUUCUGCCAGACUUCCACAUGGUUGGGGAGAUAUUUGAACACCACACACACACACACACACUUCCUUAAGGAACAGGUGCUAGUGAAGGGGUUGAGCUCUGCACACAUGAUAUUGUCCUCCCAGAGGACUGAGCACUGUGUAGAGAGAAAUGGAGAGAGAACCAGAAUAACUUCCUUGGGUAGAAAUAGUGUCAUCUGAACCUAUUAUUACUGUGAACUAAAUAUUAUUUAUCUAUAUUGAGAAAUACUACUACUUCUAAAAUCAAGACUUUUCCCUCACAUGAUUUUAAGAGUCUUGCUCCACAGCAGAUGCAGUGGUAUAGACCCUUUGGCCCUUUGGCUCUCCAGUAUUCUAGAAAAGCCUUUUGAUGGGUCUCUGAAAGGGAAUUCGAGAUUUCCAGAAGGAUGCAUUGAGCUGAGUUGAACAAAUCUAUUCAACACUGAGAGCAGAGUCAGAGUUGGGACUGUCCACAAAAAUCCCCUAAAUCUCUACCAAAUUAAGAAAGACAAGACAAAGACGAGAAAAUUAAACAAAAGCUUCAAAUGUUACAUCACCAAAUAUUCUCCCUUCAGAUCAGAUGCUGGCCUCCACAGCUAUACUCUCUUUUGGGGGACAUCCCAUACACCCCAUUUCCCAGAAUCUAAUGACUUUCAUAAGGUUCCUAGAAAGGGCAGCAUGACAUUUAAUCUACCAUAAAUCAGACAUUUACUACAAAUUUGCCAUCCAAAAAUCACUCAUGUACUUCAUACAUAAGAAAAUUUUUCACCUAGAUCAUUAUCAGAAAAGUCUCUUGAUGGAAGAGGUUGUACAUCUUAAGGGAGGGUAAUUUCUAUGUGAAGAACUGUGGAAAUAGGAUGGUUCUUAUUUUCAGUUUAAGCCUGAAGAACUCUUGUUCUGAUAUUCUUGGAGCCCCGGAGUGUAUAAGCAGAGGAAUGAGGAAGAUGAGGGUGAGUGGGCACCAGCCUCAGCACUGAGUCACUGCCAAGGGAUGCUGAGGGCUGCAGGUUUCAGACCCCCUGCAUGAAGUCUCUCCUGAGCCUGCAACCAGGAAGGAAGAGAAGAGAAGGCUCCCUUCUGUAGAGUCAAGGAGGAACAAAAGAGGACAGGUCACUGCAUCCUGUACCAAGCCCCCUCCCCCAAAGAUUUCCCAACAUGGGGAAACUACAUUAAAGCUUAAAAAAAAACUUGGGAAUCAAGGGUAGACGGUAAACAAACAACCCUGUGCAAAGGGCUCCUUUGUAAGGCAACUCCAGUGACCCAAAUGCUAUGGGCUCUUUUCUGCUUGCACACAUCACACCACCCAUGCAUCAAGCUGCAUCCCAUUCCCCCAAGUUUGGAAUCCAUCUCUUGGUUUCUCAACUAGAUUAUGCACUACCCCAUAGCCGCUUUCUGCCCUGCCCAGAACAUAUGCUGUUCUCCUAGAGCCUCAUGGGAAUGAGGUCUAGCACCAAAUAGGCUGUGGGUAUCAAAGGCAUAAACAAAUUUGGACAAAUCUGUGAUGGUAGUAGUUGAGAACAACCUGUGGAAAAACACACAAGUUUGUUAAGAAAUUGGGUGGUGGGUCCCCAGCUGAUGAAGCACUGGAAUGUCUGUUACUCUCAUAAUCAUCUUGUUUUAAUACCCUAGAGCUGCCAAGCAAAAUUUCCGUCCACAUAAGAGGCUCCAGAUACACCCCCCUCUCCUCAUGUCCUCUUGCUCAGGCCCGAACCAAUUUGUAUCAUGCUUCUUAGAGCAUCACAGAAAGAUGAACGGUGCCUCCAUCGUCAUCCCACUGCCUGUCACCACCCCCCACACCCCUGCACACCCCUCCUCUCCAGGCUCCACGACUUCACAGUCUUACUGUUGUAAAUACUGUUGUACAGUUUGUAAUCAUCAACUAAUCCCGUUGUCAAAGGCCUCGCCUGCUGCGCCUUCUCGCCCUUGAGAAAGGCCAGGGAAUCUAGAAGGGGUAACCUUUCGAGAAGAGCUUCAGGGUCAUCUCUGUGUGAGACGCUAUGUAUAUUCCUGUAAGAUUGCAUUUUUAUCUAAGGAAUGAUGUUAUUUAAAAAACAAACAAAAAAAAACAAAAAACAAGAAUUGCAAAUAAAUUUCUUAACAAUGUCUA
Molecule: messenger RNA, 14373 nt
Organism: Prionailurus viverrinus (fishing cat)
Lineage: Eukaryota; Metazoa; Chordata; Mammalia; Carnivora; Felidae
Gene: CACNA1C
Product: calcium voltage-gated channel subunit alpha1 C
Exons: 48
Coding region: 572-7078 (2168 amino acids)
Biological process (GO): calcium ion import across plasma membrane
Cellular component (GO): membrane; voltage-gated calcium channel complex
Molecular function (GO): high voltage-gated calcium channel activity
Source: RefSeq, a predicted model, not a curated record